GCCUAAUGCCUUUAAUCCUCCACAGUUAGCACAGCUAAGGGCCCAGAUAAUGGCAUACAAACUACUCUCCAGAAACCAACCUAUUCCAGAGAAUAUCAGAAUGGCAGUGGAAGGCAAAAGAUAUCCCCAAAUGCAGCGACCACAAGAUCCAAGUGGUAGAAUGGGACAACAGCCAGGGCAGGCCCCCAGCUCCCAGGCCCCACACAGCCAAUCUUACAGUUCUGGAUACUCUGGAGGGCAGAUGACACAAGGACCACCAAAUACCAGUGCCAGUCAGGUCCCCCAGAGACCCCAGGCCAACAGCCAGGUUCUCACCCUCCUACAGGGCCCCAAGGAGCUGCCCAGCCCCCAUCUACCCAGUCCAUAAUGCAGCAGAAACACAGCAAGAUUGCUCCUGUUGCCAAGCCACAGGGACUCAAUCCCAUUGACUUACUG
Molecule: messenger RNA, 435 nt
Organism: Saccostrea cuccullata (small rock oyster)
Lineage: Eukaryota; Metazoa; Mollusca; Bivalvia; Ostreida; Ostreidae
Product: probable global transcription activator SNF2L2
Exons: 2
Coding region: 50-367 (105 amino acids)
Biological process (GO): regulation of DNA-templated transcription
Cellular component (GO): nucleus
Molecular function (GO): ATP binding
Source: RefSeq, a predicted model, not a curated record